AUGUUUAGCAAGAAUAGACAGGAAUAGUUGAGAACAUUCAUGGCAGAAAAUCAGGAUCCGAUGAUUUUGACAAGCAUGCUUCAAUAGUUGAAUUAUUGUGUGGACAGAUGCUCAUAGGAGUUGGCUUAGGGAAACAAUGAGAUAAAGAAUGUGUAGGUGGAUAAGAAGUUGAAGAGCGAAAGGACAAAAAGGGCUGUUAGUUAGGACAAUACGUGUUACAAUCCUCUGUGGUUGAUAAAUAAGGACAAGAGAAGAAUUGUUGAGCGACAUAAUUAAGAAUUUAAUACAUUUUUACCUUAAUUUGUUUGGACUGAAAAGGACAAGGAACAAGAGUAGCCAAAUCAAAGAUUGAAACCUUUGGCUCCAAUAAAGGGCACCAUCAACAGGCCAAGGAUACUGUUGCCGAAAGAGAUACGCAAAAACCCAUUGAAUCAAAGGAAAAGAAUUUACGAAAGUUUGAUUUAUAAAGAAGGUCUAUGCAAUUUGAUAAAUAAGGGAUUAAUUGACAAACACAUCGAUGUGAGUCCAGCUUUCGAGUUUAGUUUGAUGCUAAUGUGA
Paramecium tetraurelia is the source of this 558-nucleotide messenger RNA. RefSeq lists its product as uncharacterized. The transcript is spliced from 2 exons. Lineage: Eukaryota; Ciliophora; Oligohymenophorea; Peniculida; Parameciidae. The record is from RefSeq and is a predicted model, not a curated record.